Molecule: messenger RNA, 4407 nt
Organism: Callorhinchus milii (elephant shark)
Lineage: Eukaryota; Metazoa; Chordata; Chondrichthyes; Chimaeriformes; Callorhinchidae
Product: methionine synthase
Exons: 33
Coding region: 83-3883 (1266 amino acids)
Biological process (GO): pteridine-containing compound metabolic process
Molecular function (GO): zinc ion binding; cobalamin binding; methionine synthase activity
Source: RefSeq, a predicted model, not a curated record
GAGUGUGCGGGUGGCCGGGCUGGCGUGUAGCGGCUGCCGCGCGGCGCGUGAGUCACUGUCCCUCUUGCACACAGCGGCCCGAAUGGCGACCAGCACCGCGAGAGGGGCGCAGAGAGCAAAAAUAAAGCCCUGCCUUCAAGAUGAAAUUGAAGCAAUUUUGAAGGAAAGGAUCAUGGUGCUGGAUGGGGGGAUGGGUACCAUGAUUCAACAGCACAAGCUUGAGGAGGAAGAUUAUCGUGGGGAGGAGUUCAGGGACCAUCCGAAAUCCCUGAAGGGGAACAAUGACCUUCUCAGCAUCACACAAUCCGAUAUCAUCUGCAAAAUCCACAAGGAGUACUUGAUGGCUGGAGCCGAUAUUGUGGAGACCAACACUUUCAGUAGCACCCGAGUUGCACAGGCUGACUACGGGUUGGAACAGCUGGCUUACCGACUAAACAAAGUCUCAGCGGAAGUGGCCAGGAAGGCAGCAAAAGAUGUUGGAGCUCAAACAGGUAUCAGGAGGUUUGUUGCAGGUGCCAUGGGUCCAACCAACAAGACAUUGUCAGUUUCACCGUCUGUGGAGAGACCAGAGUACAGAAACAUAACUUUUGAUGAGUUAGUUGAUGCAUAUGAGGAGCAGGCGAGUGGGCUGCUGGAUGGUGGCGUUGACAUCCUCCUAGUAGAGACAAUUUUUGAUAGUGCCAAUGCAAAGGCUGCCUUGUUUGCCAUUCAGCGGUUGUUUGCUGAGCAGUACGAACCCAGGCCCAUCUUUAUUUCUGGAACAAUUGUAGAUAAGAGUGGACGUACCCUUUCUGGUCAGACAGGAGAAGCAUUUGUCAUCAGUAUGUCCCAUUCUAAUCCACUUUGCAUAGGAUUAAAUUGCGCCUUGGGAGCCAUAGAAAUUAGGCCGUUCAUAGAGGCAAUCGGAAAAUCUACGACAGCAUACGUUUUAUGUUAUCCUAAUGCAGGUCUUCCCAACACAUUUGGAAACUAUGAUGAGACCCCCCAAGUCACUGCCAAGCACCUAAAGGAAUUUGCCUUGAAUGGGCUUGUAAACAUUGUUGGAGGUUGCUGUGGAACCACUCCUGCUCAUAUCAGGGCAGUAACAGAAACCAUCCGAAACUGUAAACCUAGAAUUCCUCCAACUUCAGUUUUUGGAGACUACAUGUUAUUAGCAGGUCUUGAGCCAUUCAAAAUUGGACCAUACACAAACUUUGUCAACAUUGGAGAGCGGUGCAAUGUAGCAGGAUCCAGGAAAUUUGCUAAGCUUAUUAUGGCAGGUAACUAUGAGGAGGCCUUGAGCAUAGCCAAAACUCAAGUAGAAAUGGGAGCCCAGAUCCUGGACAUCAACAUGGAUGAUGGAAUGUUGGAUGGCAAGAGCGCAAUGACCAAAUUUUGCAACCUUGUGUCAUCAGAGCCAGAUGUUGCCAAGGUCCCAUUGUGCAUAGAUUCUUCCAAUUUUGCUGUGAUUGAGGCGGGCCUGAAAUGUUGCCAGGGAAAAUGUGUUGUGAACAGUAUCAGCCUUAAAGAAGGGGAAGAAGACUUUCUCCAGAAGGCACAGAUCAUUAAGCGCUUUGGGGCUGCGGUUGUUGUCAUGGCUUUUGAUGAAAACGGGCAGGCAACUGAUACUGAAAACAAAGUGAAGAUUUGCUUCAGAGCCUACAACCUCCUUGUGAGCAAAAUGGGAUUUAAUCCCAACGACAUAAUAUUUGAUCCAAACAUACUGACCAUUGGGACUGGAAUGGAAGAGCACAAUAUGUAUGCUGAGAACUUCAUCAAAGCUACUUCAGUUCUAAAGGAAAAGCUACCAGGAGCUCGAGUUAGUGGCGGCCUUUCCAAUCUGUCCUUCUCAUUCCGAGGAAUGGAGGCUAUCCGUGAAGCCAUGCAUGGCGUGUUCCUUUAUCAUGCAAUUAAGGCUGGGAUGGAUAUGGGGAUAGUGAAUGCAGGCAACCUGCCAGUUUAUGAUGACGUAGACAAAGAGCUCCUGGAGCUAUGUGAGAAUCUGAUCUGGAACAAGGACCCUGAAGCCACAGACAAGUUGCUACGUUACGCCCAGAAUCAUGCAAAAGGUGGAAAAAAAGUGAUACAAACAGAUGAUUGGAGGUAUGAGACUGUGGAGGAGCGCCUGGAAUAUGCCCUGGUUAAGGGUAUAGAAAAAUACGUAGUGGAAGAUACAGCAGAGGCAAGAGGCAAUCUGAGCAAGUACCCCAGGCCUCUGAAUAUCAUCGAAGGACCUCUGAUGAGUGGAAUGAAAGUGGUGGGGGAAUUAUUUGGAUCGGGAAAAAUGUUUCUUCCACAGGUUAUUAAAUCUGCUCGUGUUAUGAAGAAGGCUGUGGGUUACUUAAUCCCUUACAUGGAGAAGGAGCGAGCAGAAAUGAUGGAACAGUCAGGCUGUAUAGAAGACAUUAACCCAUACCAGGGUACUAUUGUGCUGGCUACUGUCAAGGGAGAUGUUCAUGACAUUGGCAAAAACAUUGUGGGUGUGGUACUUGGCUGCAACAACUUCAGAGUGAUUGAUUUGGGAGUUAUGACACCUUGUGACAAGAUACUCCGAGCUGCUAUUGAGAAUAAAGCAGAUAUCAUUGGCCUGUCAGGGCUGAUCACACCAUCUUUGGAAGAAAUGAUCCAUGUUGCCAAAGAAAUGGAGCGACUUGGUAUGAAAACACCUUUACUGAUCGGCGGAGCCACAACCUCAAGAACCCAUACCGCAGUCAAAAUUGCACCAAGAUACAGUGCACCAGCAAUUCACGUUUUAGAUGCUUCCAAGAGUGUUGUUGUGUGUUCUCAGCUGUUAGACGAAGACCUGAAAGAUGAUUACUUUGAUGAAGUAACUGAAGAGUACGAAGAGGUUCGACAGAAUCACUAUGAUUCUUUAAUGGAUAGAAGAUACCUGACACUGGAGCAAGCCAGGAUCCAGGGAUUUCACAUAGACUGGCUCUCACAUCCUACACCAGUAAAACCAGCGUUCAUAGGUACCCAGGUCUUUAAAGACUAUGAUGUGCACAGACUGACCAGCUACAUUGACUGGAAGCCUUUCUUUGACGUUUGGCAGCUGAGGGGAAGAUAUCCAAACAGAGGAUAUCCCAAAAUCUUUAAAGAUCCUACAGUUGGGGAAGAAGCUCGAAAGGUUUACCAAGAUGCACAGAAUAUGCUGAACAUCAUGAUUGACAGAAAACAUCUGAAGGCCAGGGGUAUUGUGGGGUUCUGGCCAGCUCAGAGUGUUGGAGAUGACAUACAUGUGUUUGCGGAGGAUGUUUUUCCACGCUCUGGUGAACCACUGGCUACUUUUUAUGGCUUACGGCAACAGGCAGAAAAGGAUUCUGCCAGCAAGGACCCGCACUACUGUAUCUCUGACUUCAUAGCACCAAAGGACUCCGGUGUGCUUGAUUACAUUGGUCUCUUUGCAGUGGCUUGUUUUGGUGCUGAAGAGCUGAGCAAACACUACGAGAAGGAAGGCGAUGACUACAACAGCAUAAUGGUUAAAGCGCUGGCAGACAGACUCGCUGAAGCCUUUGCUGAGGAGCUCCAUGCAAGAAUCCGCACGGAAUUUUGGGGUUACUGCCGUGGCGAGAACCUGGACGCUUCAGACAUGCACAAAAUCCGCUAUGAGGGGAUCCGUCCAGCUCCAGGAUAUCCGAGUCAGCCUGAUCACACCGAGAAAAUAACCAUGUGGAAUCUAGCCAGUGUUCAGGAGAGUACAGGAAUUAAACUGACUGAAUCCUUAGCAAUGACACCAGCAGCAGCAGUCUCUGGACUUUACUUCUCCAGCCCACAGUCCAUGUAUUUUGCAGUUGGAAAAAUUACAAAGGAUCAGGUUAAAGAUUAUGCGGCAAGGAAGCAGAUGAUGCUGGAAGAUGUCGAGAGGUGGCUGGGACCCAUUUUAGGAUACAACAACGACCAAUAAUUUUUCCUCAAGGGCCAUGAGCACAACUGUCUUGAGUGAGGAUUAACAAGAGGCACAAAUCAAACCGGAUGAACCUCAGUUAGUUAGUGCUCUGGCAAACAUCAACAAAACGCAGAUUACGAUCGAGUUUUACUGAACCCAUCUAAUUAUAAAAUCCACCAGUCACUUCACACAUCACAAAACAUCCUAAAACAUCGUAACAAGUGAAGACUGGAGCAGACAUGCCCAGCUACAGUACGGAUUCCCAUGUGAUUGCAUUUUGGGGGAUGGGGAGGAAAAAUUGGCCUCGUAGUACUUCACUUUCAGGGGGUGAAAUUCCACCAGGGUUUAGAUCUACUCUGUUAAGAACUACAAAAAAUGGGCUUCAAAGUUCAGCCGGAAUUAAAUAAUUUACUAAGUACUGGAUGUGCUGCCCUUAUGCCCUGGAGUCCUGUAGCUCUGUGGUUAGAGCACUCGCCUCGCCAACGAGUGACCUGGCUUCAGUUCCUGGCAGGGUGAAACCUUGGGCAAGUUUCCUUACUACA